This is a messenger RNA of Solanum lycopersicum (tomato), 2171 nucleotides long. RefSeq lists its product as uncharacterized. Gene Ontology annotation, cellular component: membrane. Lineage: Eukaryota; Viridiplantae; Streptophyta; Magnoliopsida; Solanales; Solanaceae. The record is from RefSeq and is a predicted model, not a curated record.
CCACAUUUCAUCCCACUGUUUCUUCUCCUUUUUGUCUCUUGGCAUUCACUUUACUACUUCUCCUCUCUCUCUCCUCCUCUCACACCACUUCUUCAUCUUCUCCAUUUUCCUUUGUUUUUCAUGCUCUUUCAUACCUAACUCAUUCAUCCUUUUCUUGUUUUUUUUCUUCUAAAUACCAACUUUUUCAAACAAUGCCAACUUGGAUUUGAAGUAAUUCCUCAUAUUUUUGUAAACCCCAUUUUUUGUACAAUGCCAACUUGUGCUGUCUGAGCUAUAUUCUUCUCUGGUAUCAACUGAAGUGUUUGAUGUCAAUUUCAAUCCUGGUAAACUUUCAUUUUAUCAUUGAAACGGAAUAAGGAGUUUGCAUUAUUUUUUUCCUGUGAAAAAUCAUUCAAAAUUGCUAAAAAUUGUUUUUAAGGGUUUAGGAAUUGGUUAGUAAAUUGAUGGAUCUGAGUUGGUUUAAGGGGGAUUAAGUUCAUUAUUUGACUCCAGUCAACUUUUGAGCAAGAAUUACCACAGAAAGUGUUUGCAAUUAUCGACCUUUUCAACGGGUUUAAAAGUAUCAAGUCUACUUUGCUUUUUUCAUACUGUUACCGUUAUCAGAUUCUUCAAUGAAUUUAAAGUACAUAAAGUGUGAACCUCAAGUUUGAUUGAGAUAAUAAAGUGCUAGAGUUUUCGUUUUUUCGUUUUUUCGUUUUCUGGGUUCAUUUUGGAUCUGAGAACUCUAUCAGUGUAUAAAUUGUGACAAUUUUUGGGGAUUAUUGUAAGGUUUAGUUGGUUAGUUUUGGUGCUUGGAAGCAAGCAAUAGUCAAUAUUGUUGUCGAGAAUAAGAAGGUGUUGUUUGCGGAUUGACAUUGUUGUGACUUGUGGAUCUGCAGUGUGAGUUAACGAAGUUGUGAAGCAUGAUGAGACUUCUUGGAAGUCUCACGAUGCUUCACCUUAUAAUGUGGCUGUUUUGGUUGCCGCGAUUAGGUAGCUCUCAGUUAACUGAGAUUUCUACGGGGGCUGCGCGAGCACUAGAUGCACUCCUCCAGGAUUAUGCUUACCGUGCAUUUGAUAGCCCGAGAAUUAGAACAGGUGUUAUCUAUGAUGGAAAUGUCCCCUCCAAUUUGACAGGGAUUAAGGUGUCUGGAUUGAGGCUUAGGAGUGGGAGCUUAAGGAAUCGAGGAUUUGCAAUGUAUAAAGAGUUCGAUAUACCUGUUGGUGUUGUUGAACAGCCUUUCGUUGAGAGGCUUGUUCUGGUCUACCAAAAUUUAGGCAAUUUUUCUUCAACCUAUUACAACUUAUCUGGCUACAUGUACUUAGCUCCUGUAUUGGGUCUUCUUGCUUAUGAUGCAUCAAACUUGGCCGCAACCAACUUGCCUGAGUUGGAUAUCAACGCUUCCGGUCAGCCCAUUUCUAUAAGAUUUUCAGAUGUCAAGCCAUUGCCUGUCGGAUCAUCUCCAAAGUGCGUUUCAAUUGACUUACAAGGGUCUCUGAAUUUCAGCAAUGUUCUGUCGGAUAACACAUGCACAACCUUUCAACAAGGACAUUUCUCUAUUGUGACCGAGUCAAUUGCUCCUGCUCCAUCUCCUCCAACAGAGACGCCCACAAUUCAUCAUAACGGAAAGAAGAACAAGUCGAAAGUGUGGAUAAUUGUUGGUUCGAUAGUAGGAGGACUAUUAUUGAUGUUUCUUUUAGGUCUUUUGAUAGUGUGUGCAAGCAAGUACAAACAGAAGAAGAAAAUGCAACAAAUGGAGAGGGCUACAGAGGUUGGAGAAUCGUUACAAAUGACGAAAGUCGGAAGCACAAAAGCACCGGCUGCUACGGUAACACGAACGCAACCUACACUAGAAACUGAGUACAGACCCUAAUUUUUCCAAUCUGCACAAGCUCUGGUUCACAUUCUUGUUUUGUUGAUGUUAUAUAUUCUUCCAACCACACUGCUUUUUCUUGGUGUUGCUUUAUUCAAUUAUUUAGUAGAGGUUUAUGAUAGCAAUGUGAAUAGUAACAUGGUUAUUGUAUAAACACAAUAAUCUUUUAGCUUUCACAUUAGCCAUUCAUAUUUGUGGUGGUUUGUUAUGGGUGUGCAUUUAUUCUUUUAGCAUUUGUUAGAGUUCAUUGUGAUCAAAGUUUGUACAAUUCAUUGACAAGAAAUAAAAUAUUUUGAUAGUUUUUUCUUUUUUAGCUUA